Molecule: messenger RNA, 2467 nt
Organism: Blepharisma stoltei
Lineage: Eukaryota; Ciliophora; Heterotrichea; Heterotrichida; Blepharismidae
Source: the annotation of a GenBank genome assembly
AUGAAGAUCAUCGACUUGAUUAGCGAGAGGAAGAAAGAGGGACAUAUUCCUUUCUAUUCGUUUGAAUAUUUCCCACCUAAAACAGAAGAAGGUAUCAUCAACUUAAUCCCCUCCUUUUAAAUUGGAACAAAAAUCUUGUUCCAAUUUAAAGGGGUUAAUUUUUAUUGCAAAAUAUUAAUAUCAAAUUUAUUUAUAAAAAUAUUUUUUAAAAUAUUAAAAAUAUAGUACUUUAAAAAUUUUAAUUUAUUUUUAUAGAGAAUUAACUUUAAAAUAUUAAUUCAGCGUGUCAAAUGUUUGAACAGUAUUUUAUUUGCAUUCCCUCUAUUAAAUUAUGUCAACUAUUUAUAAAAUUAUCCAUUGAAAAGUGUUUGUUCCAUUUAAAAGGGGCAAAAAAAUGCAAAUUUUUUAUUAUUUUGUUCCAAUUUAUAAGGUUUUAGUUAAAAAUCAAGAAUUGAAAGGAUGGUCCAUCAGCUUAAUCCUCUUUUUGCCGACGUCACCUGGGGAGCAGGCGGUUCUACAAGCACCGAAACAAUCAACAUUUCUUCCUGAAUUGAAAGGUACAGUGGAACUGAAGCCAUGAUGCAUCUUACGCUUACCAAUAUGACUCUCGAACAAAUUGAUACAGCAAUUGAAGAAGCUAAAGAAAAAGGCAUCAAAAACAUUUUAGCUCUUAGAGGCGACCCUCCUCGUGGCCAAGAAGCUUGGCGUCCUCCUGAAGGUGGUCUUCAUUAUGCAUCUGACCUUGUUCGUCACAUAAAAGAGAAAUACGGUGAUUAUUUUGGAAUUGCAGUCGCAGGAUACCCAGAAGGGCAUGUUGAUGCUACAAGCAAAGAAGAUGACUUAAGCCACUUAAAAGAAAAAGUUGAUGCUGGGGCUGAUUUAAUCAUCACUCAGCUGUUUUACGAUGACGAUGUUUUUAUCGAUUUCUAUCAAAAGUGUAGAGAAAUUGGGAUUGCUUGUCCAAUCAUACCAGGAAUCAUGCCAAUCCAAAGCUACCAAGGCUUCCAUAGAAUGACCACCUUUUGCAAGACUAAAGUCCCUCAACAAAUUUUAGAUGACCUUGAAGCCAUAAAAGAAGAUGAAGACGAGGUAAAGAAAUAUGGGAUUAAUUUAGCUAUUAAAACAUGCAAAAAACUAGCAGAGUAUGGAAUUGAAGGUUUUCAUUUCUACACUCUUAACUUAGAAAGAUCAGUAAUUGCAAUUGUCAAUGAAUUAGGACUUGUAGAAACAGAAAGAGAAGCACCUUGGAGAAAAGUUGCAGGAAGAAGAGAUGAAGGAGUCAGACCUAUCCAUUGGGGAAACAGGCCUAAAAGCUAUAUAGAAAGAACUCUUGCAUGGGAUGAUUAUCCUAACUGGCGUUGGGGUGACGCAAGAAGUCCUGCAUUUGGUGCUCCCCAUCCGCUUUCUACAAGAAACUACACGAUCGCACAGAUAAAAGAUUUAACUCCCCCCCCCCUCCGUGAGUGAACAAAAAAAUUUUGUUCACUCACGGAGGGGGGUUAAUUUUUUUUUUUCGAAAUUUAAAAAAAUCCUAAUUCGCAAAAAUUGGAAAGCAAAUAUUAAUUUAAUUUAUAAAAUUUAUGUGGUUUUAAAAUGCAAUUCGUUUAAAAUUAAACAGAAUUAGCUCUAGAUUUCAUUAUACUAAUUAUCAUUUUAUAUAUAACAAUUUUUUUUCCAUAAACAAUUUUUCUCUCUAAAAAAAUUUUUUGUUCACUCACGGAAGGUGGGUUUUUGGGCAAAAAAUAGGGAUUUUUCUAAUGGUUUUGUUCACUCACGGAGGGGGGGAGUAAGGAAAAAAUGGGGAUCCCCAGAAACAGAAGAAGACGUAAAAAACAUUUUUGUUAGGUUUUUGCAAGGAGAAAUCAAUAGAUUGCCAUGGCUAGAAGAAGAGCUUGAAAAAGAAACAAUCCUUAUUCAAAAUUUAUUAGUCGAAAUGAAUAACCACAACUUAUUAACAAUUACAAGUCAACCUCAAGUAAACGGUGCCUUAUCAACAGACGCUAAAGUAGGCUGGGGUCCAAAAUCACAAAAAUUAAACGGCUAUGUCUACCAAAGAGCUUUUGUAGAGUUUUUCUGCCCACCUUCAUUUGUGGAUGCGAUUAUUAGUGUUCUUGAUAAACAUUCGAGCGUUUCUUAUAUGGCAGCUAAUAUUGCAGGAGAUUUCAAGACAAAUAUGGAAGAAGGAACUGUAAUUGCAGCAACCUGGGGUGUUUUCCCUAACAGAGAGAUCUUGCAGCCGACUAUUGUGGACAGAGAAGUGUUUUACAAAUGGUGGAGACAAGAAGCUUUUGCAGUUUGGCUUGACGAAUGGGCUGUAAUUUAUGAAGAUGAGAGCCCUUCAAAGCAACUGCUUAGGUCAAUAUAUGAUAGUUAUUACCUCUUUAACGUUAUAGAGAAUGACUAUAUUGGAGGAAACAUUGAUUCAUUAUUUGAAGAAGUUUUAACAGCUUUACCUAGUAGGAAUUAA